CAUAAAUUUAUUUUCUUCACCCUGUGUAGAUAAUUGCUAAGCUUGCUCUGGGAGAAGCAGAAGAAACUGAAUUAAUUGAUAAAAUAGAGAACUCUUGUCUCAAGUUCGACCAUGACAAGAAAGGGGUUCUCUCCCCAGACGAAUUUUUCAACGUGAUGAAAUUACAGAAUGGGAUUGAAUGCGGGAAAGACGAGGUUAGAGGAGUCUGUGGCCCGUUACCCUGCACCAAGGAUGGCAAAAUUAAGAUAAGGGAUUUCUUGUACCUGGAUGUGACAAGUGAGGCCGCGUUCCGUGCAAUGGAUCGCAACAAGGACGGAUUUAUCACCAAAGGGGAGCUCAAGCUUGCAAAGAAGAAAAUGUCGAUGAAAGAAGUUGAUCAGGUGAUACAGGACUAUGACCUGGAUCAGGAUGGAAAGCUGAGCUAUGAAGAAUACCUGGCAGGAACUAAUUAAUUCAUGAAACAAUUAUUUUAUGUUUAAUAAUGCACGUUUCCAACUUUUCUUUGAAACUUACCCUGCACUAUAUGAUGUUAAAUAUUUAAUGCAUUUUCAACAUUUUCUGCUUGUACCAUUUUAAAAACUAGCUUAUACCUUAAAUAUAUAUGUAGUUUGA
Eurytemora carolleeae is the source of this 612-nucleotide messenger RNA. Its product is annotated as calmodulin. The transcript has 5 exons. Gene Ontology annotation, molecular function: calcium ion binding. The record is from RefSeq and is a predicted model, not a curated record. Lineage: Eukaryota; Metazoa; Arthropoda; Copepoda; Calanoida; Temoridae. The coding region runs from base 156 to 452 and encodes 98 amino acids.